This is a messenger RNA of Gossypium arboreum, 1141 nucleotides long. RefSeq lists its product as uncharacterized. The record is from RefSeq and is a predicted model, not a curated record. Gene Ontology annotation, cellular component: endoplasmic reticulum membrane; endoplasmic reticulum. Gene Ontology annotation, biological process: intracellular protein transport; endoplasmic reticulum to Golgi vesicle-mediated transport. The coding region runs from base 117 to 785 and encodes 222 amino acids. The transcript has 2 exons. Lineage: Eukaryota; Viridiplantae; Streptophyta; Magnoliopsida; Malvales; Malvaceae.
UAAAAAGACCCAAUCUACGACUUGAAGUUGUUAACGGGAACUGCAGCAGCCCUUUGAUCCUUUUACACUUCUUUCUUUAGCUCUCUGAAUUUCACUUUGGGGUUUUUUUUUAAAAGAUGAUUCAAUUAUUGUUCAUGGUGAUAUUCUCAGAGAUGGCGGUGAUCAUGGUAUUAUCAUUCAAGACACCGUUUAGGAAGCUGGUGAUAAUGGGUCUGGAUCGGCUUAAACGUGGACGAGGUCCUGUGGUGGUUAAGACGGUGGCCGGAACGGUGUUUGUAGUGAUGGUGUCGAGCGUAUACAGCAUGAUGGAGAUCCAGAAACGUUGGGUCGGCGAUGAUGGACCGGUUAGUUCAACGGACCAGGUUCUUAUGGUCCGACACCUUCUUGAAGCUACUCUCAUGGGGGCCACAAUUUUCCUAGCACUAAUGAUAGAUAGAUUGCACCAUUAUAUCAGAGAACUCCGGAUAAGAAGGAAGACCAUGGAUGCUGUCAAGAAACAAGGUCAAGGUUCCAAUGAUAAAAAACCCGAUGGCUUUGACAAAAUUAAAUCCUUGGAAGAAGAAGUAAUGACUCUGCGUGAGAAACUUAAGCAGCUGGAGUCUGAUAUCGAGGCAAAGACUAAACAGAUUAAUGCUGCAGAAGUUAAUACAGUUGCUUUAAGGAAACAAUCCGAAGGUUUACUUCUUGAGUAUGAUCGGUUACUUGAGGAGAACGAAAGCCUUCGGGGUCAGUUGCAAUCUUUGGACCGGAAAUUGUCACGUUCGGAUAGUAAGAAGAAUUUAUAAGGACUCGAGUACCUUUUGCGAAUCGGUAUGGUUUAACUGUUGAUUGCUGUCAAACAUUCAUCCUUUUUUUUGAGAGUGUUCUAAAACUUUUGAGGUUUAGAGAAAUUGACCUUUAUGUGUAUUAUGGAAUCAAAUGUUGAAUUGAUGAGUUUUGGAAAACAUUUUUAAAGUUUUUUUCAUGGUGAAAAAAGGUUUUGCUACUCGGGUUUUAAGUUUGGUCUAGAUCGGGUGAGUUAGAGGUCGAGGAUUGGUGAUAAAAUCCGUUAAAUUAUCGAUUUUUAUUCAAUCGGUUCAAUUGGUUUGAAGGUUGAUUUAACAAUAAUUAAAUAAAUAAUUACAAAAUUUAUAAAAAUAAA